AGCAACGGUAUUAACGAGGCAAGACACGCGAAGGAACGAAGAAAGAUCUUUGCCAUCACAAAGUUUAAUGUUCACAAAAAGUUGAAAAAAAAAACUUUAUGCAAAAGUUCGAAGAUGUCCAAACUCGUCAUUUGCCCGUUUUUCGACGAUUUAUUUAACAAUAAAUCUUGCUUAAGAGACAUGUUGAUUCGAUUUUAAUUUUCUCGAAUAACGAUCGAUCAUAUAGAUACGUUAUCUAUAAUUUGAUAAAGUAGCCAAGUAAGAUCACAGAACUCAUUAGAGCAUAUGCGGUCUCUGUGAAAGUGUUGAAUGUAUUACUAUAAUCUAACAAGAUGCACAUGUCCUUUCAUAUCGGCGAGAACGAAGUUAUUUUAUUUGAUGAAUGGAAUGUAGUUGAUUGGCAAGGGAUUGGAUGGUCAAUGGUUGGUAUUAUUCUUCUAACGUCUAUAUACGAAGGAAUAAAGUCUUAUCGCGAACAUCUUUACGUACACACUCCGUGUCUCUGGAGGAAUAAAGAAGACAGAUCGAGGACGGCAUUACUAUUUUCCAAGAUACAUCUUCUUCAAACAAUUGUUCACGUCGUUCAAACGGUUAUAGGAUAUUUUCUUAUGUUAAUUUUUAUGACAUACAAUGUUUGGCUCUGCUUAGCAGUGGCACUUGGUGCAGCCCUUGGUUAUUGGCUAUUUGCUUGGGAAAAAUCUACCGGCGAUAAUAUCGAAUGCUGUUUGUAAAUUCUACGUUGUAUUUAAUUUAUAAAAUAAAUUACAA
Molecule: messenger RNA, 768 nt
Organism: Colletes gigas
Lineage: Eukaryota; Metazoa; Arthropoda; Insecta; Hymenoptera; Colletidae
Product: high affinity copper uptake protein 1-like
Exons: 4
Coding region: 333-731 (132 amino acids)
Biological process (GO): copper ion transmembrane transport
Cellular component (GO): membrane
Molecular function (GO): copper ion transmembrane transporter activity
Source: RefSeq, a predicted model, not a curated record